AUGGUGCCUUCACCGGCUCUUGUCGGAACCCCAUCUGUGUUUCCACACCAUCAGUCUACUUCAUUCUUUCAAGAAACUGCAAGUUUCUUCAAUCUAGACUGGGAGCGAUUAUGGCAUUCCCGCUCAAACACAAACUCAACGUCUUCACCACGCAACUCCCCGUCACAGUUGUCUCCACCGAUGGCAGCCACGGCAGCGUUGCGUCGCAGUUCAGAUUACGGAUCCGCAGACACCGAGUGUGGCGAGCCGUGCGAGACUGGAGACCCCAUCCCAAUCAAUGAAGUCGAUUUGCUUGCCAAGAUGGAACAGCUAAACAAAUCAAAUGAGGAAGAUUCGCGAAGUGUGGCCUCCAAAAAGACAGGAUCCAGUGGAAGUAGGAAAGGUGCUCGAGAACAUACACACUCUCCUGAAGAAGAUGAGGAAGAUCUAUGGUCCGUGUGGGGAGAGCUCAUUCUCAACUGGGAAGUUGAAGUCAAAAAGCGUCCGAAUCACAUCAAGGAGCUUGUUAAAAAAGGAAUACCGCAGCAUUUUCGAAUGAUUGCUUGGCAGAAUCUGUCUAAUGCAUCGGUAUCGAGUGUACACGAUUUGUACAGUGAUUAUAUGAGACAGUCUUCGGUUUAUGAAAAGGUCAUCCAACGCGAUAUUCCACGUACCUAUCCAGAGCUCGACUUCUUCAAAGACGGCGAACGUGGACAAUCUCUUCUCUUCAACGUAAUCAAGGCAUACUCAGUCCAUGACAAAGAAGUGGGCUACUGUCAAGGAUCGGCAUUCAUCGUCGGCCUUCUGCUUCUCCAGAUGCCAGAAGAAGAAGCGUUCGCAGUUCUUGUCAGCCUUAUGGAGAACUACCGUCUCCGAGAACUCUACAAGCCAACAAUGACAGAUUUGGGUCUAUGUAUGUUCCAACUGGAAUGCUUGGUUCAGGAUCAGAUGCCAGAUUUGUAUACGCAUUUCAAUAAUAUGGGAUUCGACACAUCGAUGUACGCCUCCUCAUGGUUUUUGACACUUUUCACAACUACAAUGCCACUGGAUAUUGCAAAUCGAAUAAUGGACUGUUUUUUGGUAGAAGGGAUGGAUUACAUCUUCUGCAUAUCGAUCGCUAUUCUUCAACAAGCCAGAAUUGAGCUGUUACGACUUGAUAUGGAAGGAAUGCUCAAGUAUUUCCAGCGAGAAGUCCGUGAGAGAUAUGAGAACGAUGCGGAUCUAUUGUUCGCCGUCGCCAACCAGGUUCAGUUGAAUGCCAAACGAAUGAAACGACUGGAAAAGGAUUAUAUGGCCAAGAGGACAAAAGAACAGGAGGAAGCCGUCGAGUUGAGGCUGAAACCAAGCGCCGUUCUGUCCUGUUUCGAUUAG
Caenorhabditis briggsae is the source of this 1350-nucleotide messenger RNA. Lineage: Eukaryota; Metazoa; Nematoda; Chromadorea; Rhabditida; Rhabditidae. The transcript is spliced from 7 exons. The record is from RefSeq and is a predicted model, not a curated record. Bases 1 to 1350 code for a protein of 449 amino acids.